GCCACGUCACAUGGUGAAGUGCUCGAAGAGGAAUCUAGAGCUCAAGAUAAUUUUGUUCAGGCUAAAAUAUAUAAAGAUUAUCAGAUAGUAAAGUCGAUAGCAUAUGAUCUGAUACGCGACGCUCGUACAGAAUUGAACGUUUAUAACAGAAAAAUGUGCAGUCCGCUUAUGUAUGUAUGUGCGAAUAGCUGUGUGGAUGUCGCAUUGGAGCUUGUACAACGCGGAGCUAAAGCAGACGCACCAAACUCGGACAACAUCUAUCCCCUGCAUAUUGCAUGUGAGAACGACCGGAUCGAUCUGGCUAGAGUUUUGGUUGAGGUAGGAAAAGGGAACACAAAUGUAGCUGACAACGAUGGUACAACGCCAUUACAUCUAGCAGCUUCCAACGAUUCAAUAUCUCUGUGUAGACUGUUGAUAGAAUAUGGAGCCAACAUUUAUGCUCGUACUAAGCAAAACAGGUUGCCUUAUGAAUUUACACACAACAAGGAGCUAAAGAAUAUUUUGAAGGGUAUGUGUACCUCUUUGACCCACCCACUGCAGAUUGAUUUCAUCGAAUCGCCGCUAUUAGGUGACUCGUGUAUUGGUAUGACUAUGUGUCCUGGAAGAAACAAGAGGCAACAUCGGAGAAGUCUCGAAGCCGACAUUGAAGUGCUAGUACAAAAUAAAGUGGAUGUGUUGGUCUCACUGAUUCAAAUCAGUGAAUUAGAAGCGAUGGGAAUACCUGACAUGAUCCAGAGGGUAAGAAAUGCGGGAAUAGAAGUACUACAUGUUCCAAUUCCGGACAAGUGGAUUCCGUCGAGCAUGAGGCUUUUGGCAAAUUUGAUCAAUAGAAUUUUAGAGUAUAUCCAUGCGUCUAAGCGCGUUGUCGUUCAUUGCAAUGGUGGAAAGGGUCGGACGGGCUUUGUUGUUGUCGCCACUCUUGUGACACUUGGAAUGGAGCCAAGAGAGGCGACGCAGCUGGUCAGGUCUGUAAGAAAGGGCAUGUUGUACAAUCCGGCACAAAUACUGUAUAUCAGAGCGUACAAAUUGAAUUUGAGGUCUAUGAAUCCAGACAGAAUAUUUAAGUAUCCCAUGCCAAUACCAAUAGAGCUGGGUGAAAAAGAAGGUAUACGUGAUAUGGAUCCCGAAAAGGAUGCUGAAGACGAGAAAAAGCAAGCUUAAAAUACGCUUUUUGACAUUUAAACAGAGAUUUUAGAUUUUGACAGCCCGAUCUCCACUUCUCGUAAGAACAGCGGGAUCAGAGCUUCAUGCCAUCUCUCUAUGACUGACUGGAAUUCGUUGGCAGCUGACAGGACUGAGUGGCAGUCUCAAAAGGAAUUUGAUCUCAUAGCAAAUUGCCUAUUCAAUUGGGUUUAGUCAUUUGUAACAAGGCCUGAUUUUUAAAAACGUGCAAUGUACGAGGGACGGGGCGUGGCCAAGGUGCACGCGCACCCAGCCGUUAUUUGAGAUCUGGAGUACGUGAUAAUAUUCAAAAAUAGUUUGUACCUUCAAGAUUCCCAGCAGAAUUGCGUCUCGAACUACACUGAGUACGGCUGCGAGAGGAUGGUGGAAAAAAGAAAUACAAGGUUAUUAAAAUGCAGGAAGAGCUGGCAUUGUUUUUUUAGCGGCAAAAGAUCUUGAAAAAAGAGAGUAAAACAUCUUUUCAGAAGUACAGCGCCUAUAUUUUGAAAUCCAAAAAUCAUUUCAUUGGUGUUUUCGGUCUUCUACAGCUAUUGGUACAUCGCCUUGAGGUGGUUGAAUUGCUUGAUCCAUUGAAGAGUCGAUGAUACCCGCGCCGGCGGUUUCGAUUCUAUUAGGAUCUACUUUGUAUAUCCAUUUUUGGUAUAGAUACAGAAUAAAGACAACGUCAUCUCGGAAGCACUGGAUUCGAUGCAUGGUGGGCAUUCUGAUAAUGAAGACGAAAAGGUCAUCUAUGAAGGUGUUGAUAGCUUUGUAGCAGAAGACUUGCCAAGGUAGGUGCGCAACACUUUUUAGUCUGUAAUUGAUGAAUAGUUGUGGUGUCAUCAUGAUGAAUGCAAAGGUGUAGAUAAAUCCGGCCAGAGACGAGAUGACCCAAGAGUACCAUGAUUUGUAUUCGUGGUAGAUGAGUGUGUAGAUAGAAUAUGCAAUGACCAGGGGAUAGAGGGCCCAAUACAAGUAUCGCAUAGCCUGGUCGUCGAAGGCCUUGGUAGAAGUGUAUCCUUCGCGCUCGGUGACAGAGAUCCAAUAGAAGUAUUUGGGGUGGGGAACCAAGCGGAUGUGAACAGCUUUUGUGAUUUUCCAGAAAUUGAUUGCUGUCGAUGCGAAGGCAGAAAGAAGGAUCAUCCAGCUAGUGUCGUUGUCGAUCAGAUAUAGCAGGAUGAUGAUGUCUGAAAUUACUUCCAUAUACAGUCCGCGAAGAGAGAGUCCGCGCAUAGAUUUUUUGUUUUUUCCAGAAUUGGACGUCGCUUUUGAAUGCUAAGAUAUCCAAUAUUGUGUGCAGGAUUGAAACAACUGCUGUGACGAUAAGAAUCCAAGGUGGGUUGUCCACUAGGACCUGUUUGACACUUUCGAAGACGUCAUCGCCUUCGCCCAGGAGUUUACUUUGCCAGGUCAGGGACUGGGUGAAUUGUUCGAAGAAAGAAAAUUUGGCAAUAGAGAUUGGUUCGUAGCGCAGGCGGAGCGUGAGGCGUUGCGAGUUUUCAUCGACUGGUGAGUAAUGUUCACGAAGUUCCCAGAAAUCAUUAAUAUAUAGCAGUGGAUAAUAAUUCCCAUUUUGGUCGAAGAAAAAAUACGAUGCAAUAGGCUGUGGAAUUGAGUUUUUGUAGACCGUGAAAUCGUUGACCAGAGAAAUUGUCAGGUUGCCAUUCCAGAAGGGCACGGGUGGCAAAGAGCUUGAAGAUCUAGUCCAAGCUGUGGUCGAAUUUGUGGGGGGCGAUGCCGUGGUGUCAAGACCGAAAAGAUUUUUGCGGUUUUGUUUUCUGGGGGUGAGAAAUACUUGGUUAAAGAAUAGACCCGGUAUAUUGUCCAGAGGUCUUGAUCAUCUUCGAGAUGGGAAAGCAAGUUUUCCUGGUGUUUCAACACAAAGAUGUGGCUAUAGAGAGAGCCGUUGGAGAACAAGCACUGUUAAAAAAAAAUUGGUUGGCAGGAGAUUAAAAGAGAAGUCUAUCAAGACGAGAGAUUUUGCUGAAAGCUGAAGUCGAAUUCAUGAAAAUUCAUAGGUAGAGGAAGGGGGAAAGAAUGGUUUGCUAUCGUACAGAUGGUGUAUCGAAUUCUAUAAGUUCUUCACGGGUAUUUGAAGGGUCCCAACUACCAAACUCAAUACCCGUAUUACCCAUUUUAA
Messenger RNA from Schistocerca gregaria, 3301 nucleotides. RefSeq lists its product as uncharacterized. Gene Ontology annotation, cellular component: cytoplasm. Gene Ontology annotation, biological process: dephosphorylation. NCBI's taxonomy places the organism in Eukaryota, Metazoa, Arthropoda, Insecta, Orthoptera, Acrididae. Gene Ontology annotation, molecular function: protein binding; protein tyrosine/serine/threonine phosphatase activity. The record is from RefSeq and is a predicted model, not a curated record. The transcript has a single exon. Bases 154 to 1161 code for a protein of 335 amino acids.